ACACUUAUAUACAUUCUGCUAAACUUUUAUUUUUAAUUAUACCACUGUAAAAAGAAAAUAUAUUAUGCCCUCUGUUCCUAAGAGUUCUAGACCUAUGAAGUUCCCAUACACCUUUACAGCAAAACUAGUACAAUUUCCAUACAAACAUUAUUUUAAACACAACUGGAUAUACAGAUAUUACGUUUUUGGAGUUAUAGCUUCGUUGCCCAUUUUUAUGUAUUUGAGCAGGUUGGCUCAUUCGCCAGGAAAUGUUGAACAAUGGAAAGAAAUUAGAAGAAAAGAAGAGGAGGAACAACGUCAUAAAUUCGCUUGAACAUUUUUAUGUUAUAUUUACAUACUUAUUUUAUAUUUAGGUCCUAUUUAUUUUACUUUGAUUUGUAAUGAAUUAGGUAUACCUUUUUUAUAUCUACAUUUAGUUUUUUUUUUAUUUUUUAUUGAUCCAGUCAUACUAUUGAUGCAUGUUAUGUGAUGGUAUUUUUACAUAAUUACAAUAAAAACAAUGUCCAAAA
Molecule: messenger RNA, 509 nt
Organism: Diabrotica virgifera virgifera (western corn rootworm)
Lineage: Eukaryota; Metazoa; Arthropoda; Insecta; Coleoptera; Chrysomelidae
Exons: 2
Coding region: 65-313 (82 amino acids)
Source: RefSeq, a predicted model, not a curated record